This is a messenger RNA of Entrophospora candida, 1159 nucleotides long. The record is from the annotation of a GenBank genome assembly. NCBI's taxonomy places the organism in Eukaryota, Fungi, Glomeromycota, Glomeromycetes, Entrophosporales, Entrophosporaceae.
ACCAUUUUCAGAAGGAUCAAAAGCAAAAAGCGUAUAUGAUGUUGAAGAAAGUGAUGACGAGCAUGAAGAUUCUGAGGACGAUGAAUAUUCUGAAGAUGAAGACGAAAGCAAUAAAAAUAGUCAAAGCGAUAAAAAUAAAAUCAAUAAAAAAGAUUUUACGAAUGCAUUCAACAACAUACCUAAUAAUUGCAAAAUGCGCUUAAAGUCCGGGAAGAUAGUUGAGGACACUUUGUUUGAAUACGCCAAGAAUUUGGAACAUGAAGACGAUGAGAAUGUGAAAAAAUUAUUCACUAAACAGGAAUGGAAUGAAUUGACACAAGAAAACCCGGAAGCCUUUGAAAUUCCAGAUGAUAUAUUGGAACACUUAAAAUUUUAUAAUCAAGAUACAAUGGAAGGUGUUAGAAGCAAACUCAUGAAACCAUACCUAAAAAACGAUGAAAAUUAUGACACUAAUUCCCAUUAUGAUUACGAAUGGAUACAUUUAUCUAUUAGAAGUGUAAUCAAUUUAUGGGAGAAUAAGGACUCACCAUUAUCUCGUACACAAUACGAAAAUUGGUACUCGGUCAACCUAUUUGGAAGUUGUUUGGAUUUUUGUUUUAAAGAUUAUAAAUUAGGAACAGAUGUAAAAAGAACGGAUUCGCCAUCAACAGCUAGUGGUAAUCAAAAGAAUCGUGCGAAAGAGAAGGGUGCUAGAAAAAGGGUUGGACGCAAAAUAGAUGGUAUAAUUUACAACAUCGGGAAAAAUCUUGAAUUAGGUGUAUUUGAAUCGGCCAAUAUUUUCAAAGACGAACACGACAAUAAAUAUCUUAAAGAAUUGUGCAAUACUGUGCAUUAUUUGUCACCAAGGUUCACAAAACUUGGUCUUAACGAUUAUUUGAAGCUAUUGGCUAAAAUUUAUUCUUAUAAGCUUCUUAAACAGCAAAUAACAAAGAAUAAUCUUCAGAUUUUGGGUUUAUGUGAUCCAGUUGAGGAAAGUGAUUUAUUAGAAGAAUUAAAAAAUAUAGAUCGUGAAAAAACACCGCCACCUACAAUAGAAUACUUUACAGAUUGCUGGAUGACUCCAGUUAAACCGAAACCAUCUAAUCCAGUCCAGCCUAAAAAGGAUCAAAAAACAAACAAAACAAGUUUUCUUGAAAGAUUAAAAAGUGCAAAGAAAUAA